Peronospora matthiolae is the source of this 699-nucleotide messenger RNA. Lineage: Eukaryota; Oomycota; Peronosporomycetes; Peronosporales; Peronosporaceae. The record is from the annotation of a GenBank genome assembly.
AUGCAAGUUGCAUUUGCCCAGUCAAAUCUGGCAGGACGUGCCAAGACUUGGGCGCUGGGGCUCAAGUUGCACGACCCAUAUGCGUUUGGGUCGUUGGAAGUCUUCAAGUCGCGGCUCAGACAAACGUUUGAACCGCCUAGAGCUAAGUUCAGAGCUCGAACCGAACUCUUGAAGCUCAAGCAGGGUAAGCUUGAUGUGCACGCUUACGCGCAACACAUACGACAUCUCGUGAGUUGUAUAAGUUCCAAUCCGGUGGAUGAACACACGUUGGUUUCGGUGUUCAUGCAGGGUCUUGCGGAUGGUCCCGUCAAGACUCACCUGUUCCGGCUUGAACUAGAUUCACUAGAACAAGCCAUUUCCAUUGCGGAGCAGGAAGACUUCAGUCUGAGACAGGCUCGCGCCAGCUCGACAUCAUAUCGUCAACCGAGACGAUAUGACAGCGGAGGUCCAGAGCCGAUGGAACUCUGUUAUGUAGAGAGCGAGAAGGCUCGCUCUACAGGCUACAAGAAGUUGCAGAAAUGCAACAGAUGUCAAAAGACAGGACACUACGCUUACGAGUGUAGUGCCCCUCGUCCAGUGUCUCGCGAUACUGGGUGUAGUGACCGUCCACCCAUGAGAAAGGGGCAGGGACGCGGGUCCGCUGUUGGUGCAAAGACGCAACAACGGGAUGGACCGUCAAAAAACGGACAUGAUCAGUAG